AUGACGACAUCGACAGAAGCAGGGGUGGCCUCGCCGGCACCUACCUCUCGACCGGCGCCCAAGUCCGCCUCUGACACGUACCAGAAGUUGAGUCAGUUAGAACAUGUACUAAGGCGUCCUGAUACCUAUAUCGGUAGCGUCGAGAGGCGCACCGAGACGAUGUGGGUGUAUGAUGUGGCGAAAGAGCAAAUGGCAUACCGGGACACAAGCUACGUGCCUGGCUUCUACAAGAUCUUUGACGAGAUUCUUGUCAAUGCUGCCGACAACAAAGUGCGUGAUCCAUCCAUGGAUACGAUGAAAGUCACCAUCGAUAAGGAUGCCGGCACGAUCUCUGUUUGGAACAACGGGCAAGGGAUCCCUGUCGAGAUUCACGAAAAAGAACAGGUUUAUAUACCCGAGCUCAUCUUUGGGAAUCUGUUGACAUCGUCAAACUACGACGAUGACGAGGCGAAGGUGACAGGUGGUCGGAAUGGAUUCGGUGCGAAGCUCACGAAUAUCUACUCGACCGAGUUCAUCGUCGAGACAGCGGACAAGCAGCGAGAACUCAAGUACAAACAGGUCUUUAGCAACCACAUGCACGACAAAGACAAGCCGAAAAUUACCAAAAAUACCCGCAAGGAAGAAUAUACCUGCAUCACCUUUAAGCCUGAUCUGUCUCUCUUUCACAUGGAUUCCAUUCACCCAGACACAGAAGCACUCUUGAUGAAGCGUGUGUUUGAUAUGGCUGGCACUAGAGUGAUCCGUCCGCACGGAGGAAACCCCGUGCCACGCCCGACCAUCGUGUAUGAUGCGUCCGAGGAUCACGGUCGAUUGUGGGAGGUCGGUUUUGCUGUGUCCGAUGGCACUGCGCGCCAGGUGUCGUUUGUGAACAACAUCGCUACCAUCAAAGGUGGAAAGCAUGUGGAUCAUGUCGAGUCCCAGAUCGUCGAGCGGAUCAUGGAACAUUUGAAGAAGGGCAAGAAAGAUGCGCCCAUCAAGGCGAACCACAUCCGGCAGCAGCUGUGGAUCUUUGUCAAUUGUCAGAUUGUGAAUCCAACAUUCGAUAGUCAAACGAAGGAAACACUCACGCUCAAGCCGUCGGCCUUUGGAUCGAAGUGGGUCAUGCCCGACGACUUUGCCAAGAAGGUGCUCAAGUCUGGCGUCAUCGAUAAUGUGCAGUCGAUUGUGCAGUACCACCAAGAUCGACAGCUUCAAGCGACAGAUGGCCGGAAGCGCUCACGCGUGUCUGUGACCAAGCUCGAAGAUGCGAACUGGGCUGGCACGAAACGGAGUGCAGAGUGCACACUCAUUCUCACCGAAGGUGACUCAGCCAAAGGUCUUGCCGUGUCGGGACUAAGCGAGGUUGGCCGUGAUGCGUAUGGUGUGUUUCCCUUGCGAGGUAAGCUGCUGAAUGUGCGUGAAGCUACGUACGACCAAAUCAAGAAGAACACCGAGAUCAAGAACAUCAAGGAGAUCCUCGGCUUGCAGCAUGGCAAAUCGUACUCGACCGUCGAUGGCUUGCGGUACGGUAGUCUCAUGAUCAUGACAGAUCAAGACUUUGACGGUUCCCACAUCAAAGGUCUCAUCAUCAACUACCUUGACCACUUUUAUCCAUCACUGCUCAAAAUUCCGAAUUUCCUUGUGGAGUUUAUUACGCCGAUCAUCAAAGCAACGAAAGGCCAAGAAGUCAGGUCUUUCUUCACGAUACCCGAAUUUGAGCAAUGGAAGGCGACUGGUGAUGGCGGUCGAGGAUGGACGACGAAAUACUACAAGGGUCUGGGUACGUCGAAACCGUACGAAAUGAAAGAGUACUUCCGUGAUAUGGACAGGCACAUGCUUUCAUUCGAUACGAUUCGGCCUGAGGAUCAUGAUUUGUUGGAUCUUGCAUUUAACAAGAAAAAGGCCGACGAUCGAAAGGAGUGGCUGCGCCAGUUUGUCCCUGGCACGUACCUGGACCAUCGAAUCAGAAACAUACCGAUCUCGGACUUUAUUAACAAGGAGUUGAUCUUAUUCUCGAUGGCAGACAAUAUCCGCUCCAUCCCCAGUGUUGUCGAUGGACUCAAGCCAGGACAGCGGAAGGUGAUCUUCAGUUGUUUUAAGCGCAAGCUCAAGACAGAAAUCAAGGUCCAUCAACUCCAGGGCUAUGUGUCCGAGCAUUCGGCGUAUCACCAUGGCGAUCAGGCUCUGACCAUGACGAUCGUCGGUCUCGCGCAAGACUUUUGCGGCAGUAACAAUGUGAAUUUGCUCAUGCCGAACGGACAAUUUGGCUCUCGAAGCAUGGGUGGCAAGGAUGCGGCCAGUGCUCGUUACAUCUUCACUGCUGUGCCACGGAUCACGCGUCUCAUGUUCCACGCGGACGAUGAACCACUGCUAAACUAUCUCGAGGAUGACGGACAGAGUAUUGAGCCAGAAUGGUAUGCACCUGUAGUACCACAGGUGCUGCUGAAUGGGGCGGAGGGUAUCGGUACGGGAUGGAGCACGUUUGUGCCCAAUUACAAUCCCCGGGAAGUUGUCGACAACUUGCGUCGUCGCAUGGCCGGCGAAGAGUAUGUGCCGAUGAACCCAUGGUACCGAGGCUUUGUUGGCGGCAUUGAGCCGGCAGGCCCAGAACGGUUCCGUGUGACAGGCAUAGCUAGGCAGCUGGAUGAGCGCACGUGGGAAAUCACAGAGCUGCCCGUUCGUGUGUGGACGAUGACGUACAAGGAGUGGCUUGAAGAGCGAGUCGUCGGCAGCGAUAAGACGCCCGCGGUGCUGCGUGAGUACAAGGAGUACCAUACAGAUACAUCUGUGCACUUUGUGGUGGAGCUGAACCCGCGUGGAAUGGAAGAGAUCGAGAGAGUUGGACCGGACACAUUCUUCAAGCUCUCGACGAUGCUCAGUACAAGCAACAUGGUGCUGUUCAAUCCAGAGGGCAAAAUCAAGAAAUAUGCAACGCCGCAGGAGAUCCUAGAAGACUUUUACUUUGUGCGGCUCGGCUUUUACCAGCGGCGCAAAGAGCAUCUUGUCGAUCAGCUCAAGCUUGUGUACGACAGACUAUCGAACCAGGCGCGCUUCGUCAGUAUGAUCAUUGCCAGGGAGCUGAGUGUGUCGAACAAGAAGAAGGCAGCGAUCGUCGAAGAGCUGCGUCAGCUCAAGUUCCAGGCCUUCCCGAAGGUCGAGGCUAAGGCGAAGAGCGUGACAGAGGAGGCAGUAGAAGACCAAGAAGAGCCAGACGAGCCUGCGAACAGCAACACAGAUUAUGAUUACCUGCUCAGUAUGGCGAUCUACUCGCUCACGCAGGAACGUGUAGAACGCCUACUGAAAGAGCGCGAUCAUACGGAGACAGAGCUGAAGAUCCUACUGGGUCGCUCGCCUCAAAACCUGUGGGAUGAAGACUUGACAGCUUUCCUCGAAGAAUGGGAUGAGAAGCUGGCUGAAGAUGCACGCAACGCCUCCAUGACCACAACGCAUGUCGUCAAGGACCUCAAGAAGCGCCGUGCUCCAGCCAAACGGCCCAAAAAGGAAGAGGGAAGUGUCUCGCCAGUGAAGCGGCAGCCUGCUACAUCAAAGACAGUAGCAGCAAGUCCAGCGGAUGAAACGUCGGCUCACACGUCAGCACCAGAUGCAACGCAGCCGACCACGGCAACGACAACACCCUUCACCACGACGACGAUGCCUGAGCCUGUUCCUGAGACGAAGCCCACCACAUUCCAUCAGGUUCCCUUGCCACAGGCCGCCCCUGCUUCACCCCUCAAGCAUGACCGUGUGGACGACGACGAAGAUGAACUGGCACUUCCCACGCCCAAGACGACUGCCAGGCCUCGCUCGACGACGACCAAGGCGCCGAGCAAAACAGGCUCAGCAAGAGCGACUACAAAAACGUCUACAAGAGGUGCAGCCAAGGCCCCGGCGCGAGCGACGACUAGAGCAUCUGCUAAGAGAUCUGGUAAAGAGUCCUCGCCAGAGGAGCCAACGCAGCCUACGCAGCCAGCAUCAGCAGCAGCAGCACCACCACCACCACGGCGUGCCACGAGCAGCCGGGCAGCAGCAAAAGCCAGGCCCACUUAUACACUAGACUCGGACGAAGAAGGUGCCCAUGAGGAUCCAAACGACGAUAGCGUCGCACUCGACGAUAUGGACGAAGAUGAUAGCGAUGACGAUUACUAUCGCUAA
Messenger RNA from Malassezia globosa CBS 7966, 4131 nucleotides. RefSeq lists its product as uncharacterized. Lineage: Eukaryota; Fungi; Basidiomycota; Malasseziomycetes; Malasseziales; Malasseziaceae. Gene Ontology annotation, molecular function: DNA topoisomerase type II (double strand cut, ATP-hydrolyzing) activity; DNA binding; ATP binding. The record is from RefSeq and is a predicted model, not a curated record. The transcript has 2 exons. Gene Ontology annotation, biological process: sister chromatid segregation; DNA topological change; resolution of meiotic recombination intermediates. Gene Ontology annotation, cellular component: nucleus. Bases 1 to 4131 code for a protein of 1376 amino acids.